Molecule: messenger RNA, 395 nt
Organism: Elaeis guineensis (African oil palm)
Lineage: Eukaryota; Viridiplantae; Streptophyta; Magnoliopsida; Arecales; Arecaceae
Source: RefSeq, a predicted model, not a curated record
GUUUUAGUGCGGAAUUUGGCGUCCUUGUUUUGAAAGGGGUUGAAUAGAUAGGACUGGGCUAGUUUGAGCAAGAUGAUUUUCGAUUGGAAUGAUGAGAGUAUCAGCAUCGUGGAUUGCUGGAUAUUUGUACCUCGGAACUUUAGACUUCUGGAGGAACUUGAACGUGGAGAGAAAGGUAUUGGAGAUGGCACAGUUAGCUAUGGAAUGGAUGAUGGAGAUGACAUUUACAUGCGUUCUUGGACGGGUACCAUAAUUGGUCCACAUAAUUCAGUGCAUGAAAAUCGUAUUUAUCAGUUGAAGCUCUUCUGCGAUAAAGAUUACCCUGAGAAACCUCCAAGCGUUCGCUUCCAUUCACGGAUCAAUAUGACAUGUGUUAACCAUGAAAAUGGAAUGGU